CAGAAAUCGAGGAUAGCAGUUGGGAUGAAAAUAGGCCGUAAUACGUAUGGAGAAAGAGAGUGAUUUUUUUGUGAAUUUAUUAAGACAAAUUUUGAGUGUAUCGAAUAAAUUAAAAUCAAGUGACUAAAUGUUUAGGUGUUGAUGCGAUAGAAAACAAAAACAUUAUUAGGUAUGCAAGUGCAAAGACAAAAAUUGUUGAUCGCUUCCGUGGCGGCGAUGGCAUUUGGAUUGCUAUUUGGCUGGGUCGGCUUUCCGAAAAUACUCAAGGCGAUGAUUAAAAAGCAAGUAUCACUGAAGCCGGGCACUGAAAUACGUGAUCUCUGGACACAAACACCUUUUCCAUUACAUUUCUAUAUUUACGUUUUCAACAUUACAAAUCCGGACGAAGUGAUCAAUGGUGGCAAACCAAAUUUGCAGGAAAUCGGCCCAUUUGUUUUCGACGAAUGGAAGGAUAAAUACGAUUUGGUGGACGAUGCUGUAGAAGAUUCUAUUUCGUUUAAUAUGCGCAAUACAUUUUAUUACAAUGCCAAAGCAUCGAAUGGAUUAACCGGUGAGGAGCUAAUAACAAUUGCGCAUCCGCUGCUUGUGCCUAUAUCCGUUGUGGUACAGCGUGAUCGCGCCGCCUUGUUGGAUCUAGCAGCCAAGGCCAUAAGCAUUGUGUUUGCCGGUGAGAAAGCCGUCAUUACAGCCAAAUUUAUGGACUUGUUCUUUCGAGGGCUUUACGUAGACUGUUCAUCGGAAGAAUUCGCAUCAAAAGCGCUUUGUACAGCGUUCUACACGGGCGAGGUGAAACAAGCAAAACAAGUGAACGCCACACAUUUUCUAUUCUCUUUUAUGGCGAAUAACAAUCACACCGAUGCCGGUCGCUUCACUGUCUGUCGCGGCGUGAAGAACGUGAGCAAGCUUGGCAAAGUUAUACGCUUUGGCGAUGAGCCUACUUUGGAUAUUUGGCCUGGUGAUGAGUGCAAUGAGUUCAUUGGCACCGACUCGACAAUUUUCGCGCCUUUUAUGACCAAAGAACAAGGACUCUGGGCCUUCACACCGGAUUUGUGUCGCUCUGUUGGUGCGCUUUACAAGCGGAAAUCGUCUUAUCACGGCAUGCCGGCAAUGCGCUACCACAUGGAUUUGGGCGACAUAAAGUCCGAUCCCAGCUUGCAUUGCUUCUGCGACGAUCCUGAAGAUAUCGAAACCUGUCCGCCCAAAGGUACUAUGAAUUUGGAACCUUGCGUUGGCGCUCCAAUUAUAGCCUCAAUGCCGCACUUCUACAAUGCUGAUCCCAGCCUGUUGGAGCAAGUGAACGGCUUGAGCCCGAAUGAGAAAGAUCAUGCAGUCUUUAUAGAUUUUGAGCUGACUUCCGGUACGCCAUUUCAAGCCGCCAAGCGCUUACAACUCAAUUUGGAUAUGGAACCCGUUGAGAAAAUUGAGCCCGUUCGAAAUUUGCGCAAAAUGAUUUUGCCGUUAUUCUGGGUUGAAGAAGGCGUGGCAUUGAAUAAGACCUUCACCAAUAUGCUGAAAUAUACACUCUUUCUGGGCCUUAAAGUCAAUUCUGCUUUGCGUUGGACUCUCAUCACUAUGGCUUUGGUUGGCUUUAUGUCCACUAGUUACUUGUAUUACAAGAAAAGUGAUAGCUUGGAUAUUACAGUGCCACCGAAAGUGAUCCCUGAGCCAUCAAAUAAAGUCGAAGACGUCAAGCCGGCGGCGGAUAAGUUAAAUGCGCCAUCUAUCACGCAAGCUGAUCUCUCGAAUCGCCGUUUGCCGGUGGAUAGAUUUUAAGUUUAAAGAUAUUUAUCUGAUUUGAAGUAGACUUUUUUAAGAAAAGCUCACCGCACCGUAACAAGGAAUCAUAUAUAUUUUAUUCGAGUAUGAUCCCUAUUUUAUGGGCAUUCAAGAAAAACACUCACAUAUUCAUAUCCUAUACACUGAUGUACAUUAUUUUACAUAAUAAACGCAGUUAAAUAAAGUAGAAAACGAUUCGCUUGAAAAAAUUAAUAGUUUUGAGCGAAUCAUCA
Rhagoletis zephyria (snowberry fruit fly) is the source of this 2009-nucleotide messenger RNA. It is a transcript of the gene Snmp1, whose product is annotated as Sensory neuron membrane protein 1. Gene Ontology annotation, molecular function: scavenger receptor activity. NCBI's taxonomy places the organism in Eukaryota, Metazoa, Arthropoda, Insecta, Diptera, Tephritidae. Gene Ontology annotation, cellular component: membrane; cytoplasm. The record is from RefSeq and is a predicted model, not a curated record.